Messenger RNA from Aquila chrysaetos chrysaetos, 8022 nucleotides. It is a transcript of the gene SERINC5, whose product is annotated as serine incorporator 5. Gene Ontology annotation, cellular component: membrane. The coding region runs from base 16 to 1491 and encodes 491 amino acids. Lineage: Eukaryota; Metazoa; Chordata; Aves; Accipitriformes; Accipitridae. The record is from RefSeq and is a predicted model, not a curated record. The transcript is spliced from 12 exons.
UGUUGCUGGACGUAGAUGAGGUUUCACUGGCAGAGCUCUCUAGCACCUGACUUAGGAAAAUGUUGUUCCCCUUACAAAUGCCAAAGCUGCAUACCUUUUUACUUCUGUACUAUAGCUUUUAACGUUAUGUUGGCCUGCUGCUGUGGUACUGCCGCUUGUUCCUUGUGCUGCAAAUGCUGCCCCAAGAUAAAACAGUCAACCAGCACCCGCUUCAUGUAUGCGCUCUACUUCAUCCUGGUGACUAUCAUCUGUUGUGUCAUGAUGUCAACAACAGUAGCUAACGAAAUGAAAACGCACAUUCCCUUCUACAAGCAAAUGUGCAAGGGUCUUCAGGCGGGUGAGAUGUGCGAGAAGUUGGUGGGAUACUCUGCAGUGUACAAAGUCUGUUUUGGAAUGGCCUGUUUCUUCUUUUUGUUCUGCUUGUUCACCAUCAAAAUUAACAGCAGCAAAAGCUGCCGAGCAUACAUUCAUAACGGAUUCUGGCUUGUUAAACUUAUACUUCUGGCAGCGAUGUGCUCAGGAGCCUUCUUCAUUCCUGAUCAGGACACUUUCCUCAAUGCCUGGCGCUACGUAGGAGCAACAGGAGGUUUCCUUUUCAUUGCCAUUCAGCUCAUCCUGCUUGUUGAGUUCGCACACAAAUGGAAUAAAAAUUGGACUGCAGGUGCAAACCACAAGCAGAUGUGGAAUGGUUUACUUGCCCUGGUCACUCUCAUCUUGUACUCCGUCGCUGUGGCAGCCCUCAUCCUCAUGGCUCUUUUCUACACACGCUCAGAGGGCUGCAUGUACAACAAAGUCCUGAUCGGUGUUAACGGUGGCCUGUGCCUCUUUGUGUCACUGGUGGCCAUAUCGCCCUGUGUCCAGAAUCGCCAGCCCCAUUCUGGUUUGCUGCAGUCAGGAGUUAUCAGCUGCUACGUCAUGUACCUCACUUUCUCAGCACUAUCCAGCAAGCCACCAGAAACUAUCCUGGAUGAAAACAAUCAGAACAUCACAAUCUGUGUACCUGAAUUUAGUCAAGGCCUGCACAGAGAUGAAAACCUGGUUACUGGCCUGGGUACUACCAUUUUGUUUGGCUGCAUUUUAUAUUCUUGUUUGACCUCAACAACACGUGCAAGCUCAGAGGCACUGAGGGGAAUAUAUGCAACACCUGAAACUGAAGUAGCUCGUUGCUGCUUUUGCUGUGUGCCUGACGGAGAUGCUGAUGCUGAAGACCACAUUGAAAAAAGGGGAGGCCAGACUGUGAUUUAUGAUGAGAAGAAAAGCACGGUGUACAGUUAUGCCUACUUCCACUUUGUUUUCUUCUUGGCUUCGCUCUAUGUGAUGAUGACAGUAACUCAUUGGUUCCAUUAUGAAAGUGCUCAGAUUGAAAAAUUCUUCACCGGAACCUGGUCCAUCUUCUGGAUUAAGAUGGUCUCCUGCUGGGUUUGUGUCUGUCUGUAUUUAUGGACUCUCAUUGCUCCACUCUGUUGCCCAACCAGAGAGUUCUCAGUGUGAACACUCAGAAGAUCCUUCUGUGUUUUUAUCUUUUUUUUUUUCAUUACAAAUAAAAUACCAGUCAUUUUGCAAGGAGGAAACACCUAUUGCUCACUUAUCCUAAUGUACCAGUUAGUAACUUUUUAGUCAGACUAAACAAAUGAUUGAAGACUUUUUUUACCCUUUUUUAAUUGUCAUGAACAAGCAUUGCCCAAGGGAACAAAUCUGUCCCAAAAGUUUGUAAUGCUGAUGUGUGGAGUGUAGGAAACACAGUUGUUGCAUAAACUGGAAUAAGUGAAAUGCUUUUCAAAUAACUGACAAUCUUUCUCUGGCUUCAUUGGCAAGAAAAGAAAAAAUCAUGGUGCAGAUAUAUCUUCUUCCUUCCUGUGAAUGUUGCGUAUCUUCUAGCAAAUAUGCAUUCCUUUUUAUACUCUUUUAUUAGCUGUUUCUUUUACAGUUUGCAGUGAUGAUUUGGACUGCUGUUUUGUACAGCAUAUAAUUCUUGUAAGUAGUAUACAGAUAUUUUUUUCCGAAAACAUAACUAAAUACUUCUGUAGAAAUAGAGAAUAUGUAAGAAUUCAACUGCCAAAGCAUCUACUAAAAAUUGUUUAUCUAAAUAUUAAAUAUAUUAAGUUAUUGUAUACCUAGAUUGAGAAAGGAAUGUACCAAUGAUAAUAGAGUAUUUAUUCUGUUAUAACUUUAAAAGGCACCUGAAUAUUUUAUGCAAUUCAGAUCUGGUCUGAUUGUUAACAGAAGGGGAUUUCUACACAAAAAUUCUUAAACUCUGAAUUUUGUCUACCUUUGCUUUGCCAGCUCACUUAAACUGCAAGUUGUGUGUACUGCACAGGGAUUCAAGAUACGGUACAUUCUUUAUUCAGAAUGUUUGCUGUUGAGAAAAUGCUAAUUACAGGAGCACUGCCAGUUGCUGUUAAAUUUAAAAGUGGAGUGCUCAUUUACUUUUCUACCCUGCUGUUUCAACUUGUGUCUAAAGAUCUCCCAGGAUCUUCAGUUCUGUUUCCAUGACUAAUUUUAUAAUAUUUUAAAUGCAUUGAUGGUCAGAAAAGGACUAUAGUGUGUCAUCUUCCUUUUCUGCCUGUGUGUUGGUCGGAAAGUAUUCUUUCUAACUGCUAUAUUUUUAUACUCCUCUGUUGAUGUUAGUAUUGCUGUUGGGAUGGGACUUAGCCAACCAAUCCAUUAAUGGAGACUAAACUUCUUUUGGAGAACUCCUAUUCCAAGCAGUGGGGUAAGCAGUCAGAAAAACAAAACCAGAAGACACAAAUGUAACAGCAGCUGCCUUAGUACAAAUGACUGACUUGACAAUGUUAAAUCCUACCAUGUAAUUUUUAUUUGCUUUAAGCAGACGAUUUGGUGGUAGAACAACAGCUCAGAUGCCGUAAAUGCUAAAUAAGGUUGAACCCACUAUAGCUAUCUACAUUCCAGUGGGAUGAUUUAAUGACAUACGCUAGUCCCAGAGGUUUUGUCUUCUCUCUCUCUCUAUAUAUAUACACAUACAAUGUGAAAUAUGCAGGAUAUAAACAAAAUCAACCGAUUUAGCAGUGCUGUUUUUGAAAUAUGAUUGAGCCUUAAAUCUUCACCCAUUCUUUCUGCAAAACAAAGAAAAGCACAAGAUAAUGGCCAAUGAGAUGGCCAAAAUAUUUGCAUGCCUUAUUUGUUCUGUUGCAAUAAUUGAUGGCUAAUGCACACCUGGUGAGUAAUCCCAAUGUAACAGAUCUCAGUUCUGCUCUUGUUUUCAUUACCACUUUUAGCUGUCUUGUUGCUAUGGUAUCCUAGGGCUUCUGUCCUGCUUGGAGUUUGCUAGGGAUGCAAUCUUCCCAACCCCCUGCACUCUUACGAAAUCUACAGGUCUACAGUCCUGUAUAGUUACACCACCUAUCCCAGUGAUUAGAAGCCUCAAAGUACCUCUGUCAUGAGAUCUGAGGGAAGGGGGAGUCUGUCCAGAGGUGACUGUCUUGCUGCUCUUCUUGUUUGUGCCUCGGGGGAAAAAAAGCAGUUGAAGCUUAGCUUUGACAUUGAGUUAGGAAACCAACAAAUAGCUCUGGAGAGGGGGGCAUGUUUUUUUCUUUUGCUUCUGCUGGGUGGUUCUGAUCUCACCAGGAGCUCUGCUGGCAUGGGGGCCCAUCAGUAUGUCUCUGCCUGCAUUUGGAGUCCAGCCACGCAGAUCCUUCUGCAGUUGAAAAAGGCCUUUUUUAAUGCAUUCGCAAUCUAGAAGGCUUUAUCUGUCCCAUCUCUAAGAUAAGAGCUUAUGGGCUGUGCGGUGAUGACUAACAGUUGUCCCACCUAACUCAUAGCAGCUAUUCUGACAAACAGUCUUGAUCCAGUGCUAGAGCUGUGAGCUGCAGCUGAGAUAGUCCAGGCUCUGGCUCCUCCCUUGGCAGAUGCUGUUCCCUAAAGUAUAGAGGCUCGCAGGAGUUGCCUUCUGGUGCCAUAUGUGUUGUACUAUGAGAAACCAAGCUUUUUUUUUUUUUAAUUAGCAAUGUUUUUUAUAACAGAACAAUCUGGGCAAGGAGCUCUACAGAAGGCGGCAUGCAUUAUGUCAAGUUAUAGGGCAGGGAAUGGUAACUGCUCUCUGGUUCUGGUAGCAGGCAUCCCAGUGACAAAUGUGGAUGAUCUUAAUACAUAUCUUGGCCAAUGGAUGUUCUUAUUUGUUUACGAAAACACUUAUUUUAUGUAGGCAGUAUCAGCCUGCAUGAGGACUUCCUGCACCUCCUUGUGCUUAUUUUUUUUAUAGUUUGUAUUAAAGGAAAUAGAUUUUGCACAGAGGAAACAGGGUUGUAAGAGGAAAGUCCACAGUGAGCCCAUUCUUCUUACACAGCACUCGCCUCACUUUGUUGCUCCUUCAUCCUUCCCUUCCACCAACUAUUGACCUUAAGCAUCUAGAUCUGCAGGUAUACAAGGGGUGGGGAUGGGGCGGUGCUUGAAUACACUGCUUUGUCUGCUUCUGAGCAAACGUUAUGGGAAAAGACCCCAAAAAUAACUUUUGAGGACCUGUGUGUCCAUGCUGUGUCUCCAGAUCCAGCUAUGGAUCUCCAGGCCUUUCAAAGGAAUCAGUAACUGGUAGCACCUGAGUGUGCAAAGUCUCUAGUUCCUCAGUGAGGCAUGGCUUCCUGCUGGCCAGGCAAAUGUUACAGCCUUAGCAUUCACUGUAAAAUCUGUACUGUGAACUUCCAUGUGCAACUACUUAGUAAAAUCCUUGGCUAGGGUCAAGGAUUGAAAUGCCCAGUUCAUAGAUUCCAAGUAUUUCAUGCAAAUGGGUUUUUUGAAACCUUUUUAUGAAGUGCCUUCAUACCUACUGCUGUGAUAGUUAAUAAUUCAGGUGGCACUGGAACUGGAAAACCUGAACUGAGCCUGUGACUGGGUGAUGCUGCCUUGCACGUUACACCAGUGUGUACAAGACACACCCAGACCCACAGUGCAUGUGGAAGACGAAAUAAUCUGUGCUUGACAAACCCUGGGGGUGAGACUGAUUCAGAUAUUCCUGUGCAGUGGAAGAUGAACUGGGAAAACUUACAAAUAGCCUGAUGAUUUUGUGAAUAAAUGAGUAGUUGUUGCUUACAUUUAAAUUCAAACUGUAAACAGUUAACUUUCUCUCCCCAUACCUGAAAGUGCAGGUAGCUGCUCUGCUUGAGGCAGUUAGCUGUGCAGUGUCUGUCCUGCCUCGUGCCACGAUUGUUCAUUGAAUUUGUUCCCAGGCAUAAGUGAGCGGUGCAGCAUUUCUGGCUCCUAAUAUUUUUGGGUUGUUUGAAGUGAGGAAGCUGUUGUUACAAAGACAGGAAGGCUGGAGAACAUGUCCUGUACUAAGCUUCCUCUAGUUAAACUUGAAUUUGAUCUAAUAUUAUCGUUUAAUGGACUCUUGGAGGAACAGACCGUGUUGGAAGAAGCUAGUUCUGCUGGGAAGGUGAAACAAUUUUAUUGGUGUUUUCCUACUUUUUCAAAUUUGCUAUCAUAAGAAAGGUUAUUUGGAACCUCACUGCUGCACUGUCAUCUGAGACUGGAACAAUUUUAGUUUUUCUCCUGGAGGCAACCAAGAGCUGCAAUCGUGACUGGUUCUUGUUCGGACUAAAAUCAAUGAGACGGACUCAGAGAGCAAGUCUCUGAAUCCAAAUAGCUGGACUAACAAAUGAGACCAUAAAACCUUACCAAGAACGUGUGGAAAGCAGAUGGAUAUGCUUCUUUGCUGUUUACCACCUAGUUCCUCAAAGUGUGCAGGCAGCCCUUGCAGCUGGAUGCUAAGUAAGGAACUCCACUGUGAUUACACAUCAGAGUUAUUACAUGUUUGUGAUACUCUUAGCUUUGUAUUUCAAGCAUUUCCAUGAGGGUCAAAAAGCUCGUACUUGCCCAGCUAAUUUGGUAAAUCCUGGCUGGGUUGGGCCACUUUCGUCUGAAACGGGUAAUUCAGUGUUGCUGAUGUAUGCGUAGUCCAGAGAGAGGGCUUAUCCCCUCACAGAAUCGUGAACACUGCAUGUCUAUUUAUUUAUUUAUUUUGUGUUUUAGCACCUUUUUACAAAUCUAGAAGCGCUUUGAGAUUAUAAGCUAUGCACAUAUAACUGCUUUAUCAGCCACUGGUGCAGCCAUUUCUGGGCUAGAACACUGCUAUUAAUGAAGCAACCAUUGCACUUGUGAAAAAGCUAUAUUUUAACGGUUCUCUGGUUUUAACCAAUGGAUCAGGAAAAUUUGGGAACUCAAGACAGUGCUGCUUGAACUUUGGGUAGCAGCCCACAGUAUCCUGGGCAUCUCUGAAGACAUUGGUAACAAAAUAAUCCACUGACUGCUUUUAAAACAUGCUAUAAAGAUUUUAUGCUAUAAACUGUUAGGCUUUUCUCCUUAAACAAGUUGAUGAAGCAAAAUACCACGAGACUGUACCUGUGUGGCUAGAUGAACAAGAUUAUCUGCAGCUAAAAUUUUGCUCUCAUCUUUCCUUCUGGGCUUUAGAAGCAAUGUCUUUUGCUUGCGGGCUGUAUCUCCUCAUUUUAUUUGCCUAUUUCUCCUUGGAUUUGUUUUUUGAAGGCAUUGUAAACCUGCUUUACUCCCAUUCUGCUUCCUGUCAAGUGGGAUGUCUUUGGUGCUAGAAACUAGCAAAGACUUCUUUGCCAGCUGUUGUUGAUCCUUUCCUUUUUAUAGCAGGACAACCUGCAGUGUUGAAGCAAAGUCAAGGAUCACAGUUUAUUAUAUGGAUCAGUUUUCCUCUGUGAAAACUGCUUCUUUGUUUUCUGAAGUGGCCUACAAGUUCUCGUGGGAGGAAAACACAUAAUCAGUGCCAUGACAUUUUACUUCGUGUUUUCAGUUUUGUGAACAGUAGCUUGAACUGAGUGUUUCACGUGACUGUACAAGAGGAAUGCCAGGGGUCAAGCGCUUUAGAAAGCUUUGGCUUUUUGUGCUUGUAACAGGCUGCAUAGCUUGGGAACUGGUAUGUCUCUGCAUUUUCAACAUCCUGAUGGCAGAAUGCCCAAGUGCCCCAGGAUGGGGAUACAGACACACUGUGCAGGGUUUGAAGUAGAAACUUUGGGAGACUGGCAUGACAUCUGCUUUCUAAUGCCCAAAGAAACUCUGUAGGUUUCAAGCAGGCCUUAAAUCCAGGGUUUUUUUGGUUUUUUUCUCAAACCUGGUUUCAACUCAUUCCAUACCUGUUCAAUAAUGUGAUUUUUUAAAAGUUGGAAUUUAUUUCAGAUAUAAGCCACGCUGGCUUCCCCUCAUCUGCCAGUCUCCAACAGCUUCCAGUGCCGUAGCGUACAGCCAUUUGCACAGACUUCUUCAGAACCACAGUUGUCAGCUUUGAAACCGCUCCAGCAGCUUAAAGCUUCCAGGGCUUUUGCUCACCAGAGCUGCAGGGUGCAACCCCUGCAGCUGCGCUUUUGCCAAAGAAGCCUCAGUGCGAAGCCAAGACGAAUUUUGGAAAGCUGUGGGGAAAUAAUGUCUCAUUACUCAUAAUGUAGCUUUAUUUUUCCUCUUACUGAUACAUGUCCAGGUGCUUAGGUGUCAUUGGACAUCCAUGCAAACUUAAAGUGAGGAGAACUAACUCUCAGAGAAAAUUGUUCAACUUGUCAUAUACAAGCUGAGAAAAUAUUUACUAGGAACAUAGGGGUUCACUGUCUACUUCUUGUUUACCACCAGUGAGUGGUGUUCAGUCUCAUAUAUACCAUGUUUGAAAACUGGAUGCAAAGUAGUCAAAAUGUAAACACUUUUUCUUAAUGGUGAGGGGUUUUUAAUUAGUCUUUUUCAAGGUUCUUAAUAUCUCAAGGGAACUUUUGGUGUGUAUGUGUGGUUCUAUUUUAUUACGCUGUAGCCCAGUGAAGUGGAGGUUUGCUAGUUUAUUUAACAUUUUUUGCGAGUGUUGUGAUCUGUAGUAACUGUAACACUUUAAGGAUUGGUAAAGAUUUCAGAAUUGUUAAGAUCUUAAUUUUAAAAUAGUCAACAGCUUUGCCUUUUUAAAGCAUGUUAAUGGUUUUUAUGGACACUUCCUUUUGUAUACUGAGUGAUUGUAUUGUUAUAGAUUCAAUGUUUAAUGGACCAAUAAAGUUUUUCUUACAUUUGAAA